Messenger RNA from Staurois parvus, 75 nucleotides. Lineage: Eukaryota; Metazoa; Chordata; Amphibia; Anura; Ranidae. The record is from the annotation of a GenBank genome assembly.
AUGGAGAAGUUGCAUACCUGUCUGGAGUGCGGGAAAUGUUUUUCAUGUAAAUCCUAUUUUUAUAUAUACCAGUGA